Gigantopelta aegis is the source of this 1108-nucleotide messenger RNA. Its product is annotated as C-type lectin domain family 4 member C-like. The transcript is spliced from 7 exons. The record is from RefSeq and is a predicted model, not a curated record. NCBI's taxonomy places the organism in Eukaryota, Metazoa, Mollusca, Gastropoda, Neomphalida, Peltospiridae. Bases 25 to 1041 code for a protein of 338 amino acids.
UGCUGCUGGAGUUGAUUUUACAAGAUGAAGCUUUAUUGCAUCAGCUUGAUUCUUCUCGUUGCUGUAGGUUAUGCGUUUGGGGUAAAUAUUGCUCUAAAUGCCGACACCCAACAGAGUUCAACAUUGAGAGGAAUAUACACAUCAGACCGAGCUGUGGACGGGGACACUGGGAAGAUGUUCUUUCACGACACGUGUACACACACCAACUGUCACGACAAGGAUCCUCACUGGACUGUGUGUCUUGGAAAUAUGACUUCCAUCUCGUCGGUCACAAUCCACAACCCUGAUUACGCAAGAGGUCGCCUAAGGAACAUUAGAAUUGACGUAUUCCAAACUAACCCGAGCCAGCCAGGUGCUGUGGCAAUGCCUUGUGGGUCUGUAACCUCCACACCUGUUACUGAUGGAACCGAAAUGACGUUCACGUGUCCAUCCAACACCGUGGGUCGGUACAUAAGAAUCAGCAAAACUACUAUGGAGAAGAGUCAACGGGGAUGGCAUCAGCAUCAUCAAUACAUGUGUGACGCCCUGCUUCUUUGUGAAGUAGAGGUAACUGGAAAACCAUCUAUUACCUGUCCAACCGGUUUUAUGAUGAAUCGAGGUUCCUGCUACCACUUUUCAACAGUUGGUGUUAACUCCUGGUUCGAAGCACGGGAUGCCUGUCAAGCAAUGGGAGCUGACCUUGUUGUUAUUAAUGAUCAAAUGGAGAAUAACUUCAUUGAGAUGCAGCUUGCAGGACUCCCCGGUAACAUGGACUAUUUUGCUGGUCUGCACAAGUUGAACGACGGCGUGACAUGGAUGUGGAUUGAUCCAAAUGCGAUGAUGGGCGUUUCAGUUGGAGGGAAUAACAACGGAAUGGCAUUCUCCGACUGGCGAGGUAAUCAAGGCCUUAAUCCGAAUCAACGCUGUAUGCGGUUACAAUUCGUGAACAUGCAAAUGGGGUACAGCUGGUUCAACGUAGACUGCACUCCGGGUAUGAGAACACAAUACAUUUGUGAGAUAAGUCCCACUUAUCCCAUGCAGCCCAGACAGAAAUGUUUCUAGAUUUACCUAUAACAGGGUUUACAAUGGAAACUGCGAUAAUCGAUGAAUAAAGUAAAUUCGAUAAGUA